Molecule: messenger RNA, 2584 nt
Organism: Synchiropus splendidus (mandarinfish)
Lineage: Eukaryota; Metazoa; Chordata; Actinopteri; Syngnathiformes; Callionymidae
Gene: slc35f4
Product: solute carrier family 35 member F4
Exons: 9
Coding region: 864-2462 (532 amino acids)
Biological process (GO): transmembrane transport
Cellular component (GO): membrane
Molecular function (GO): transmembrane transporter activity
Source: RefSeq, a predicted model, not a curated record
UACAUUCCGCAGCUGCGUCCUGGAAGUGACAUGCAUGUCUAUUUAUUUUUUAGCCCGAGAUAACAGUUAUCUCGAGAUAAUUUUCCGUAGUUGCGCUAGAGUUGUGUGAAGGUUUUAAAUUAAUUUAAUACUGACAAUUACUAAAAAUAUGUUGCUGAACUGUGUGUUGAGUUUGAGCAAAUUAGCCACAUGCUAACUGAGCUAACAAUUGAAUGUUGCUCAGAUAUUUUGACUUUUUGUCUCGUAAUAUUGUAUAUCACAACCAUUGUUUCAAACUACUCGGGAAAAUGAUAUGUGCGUCUUUUUUUUUUCAAUUAAUUUAAUGCGUUUUUAUUCAGUUGUUUACGUUUGAAACUAGGUUUGUUCGACCACGACAUCACAGUUUUCGUCUUCAUGCCAGUCGGUUUUCUCCUCCAAAAUAUAUAACACAGACGCCGUAUGAAUGUCAAACCUCAUGGUCCGGCGGCUGCCUGUUCCCAUGGAAACCAGCGCUGGGACGUUCACUCUUCGUGACUUGGCGGUUGCAGGAACCAGUUUCUUUUAAUGCUGACCUCAUUUGGACGGGAAAACUCGACUCUGUCGCCAUGGAGAUUUGGACGACCAGAGGAGCUGACAGAUGCCGGGCAUGUAACCCUACUGUAAUGGUCUUGUGGGUGGAUCGGGACAUGUGAUAGCGGCUGCGCGCCCCCUGCUGGCUGCAUCCCUCCGCUCCUCUGAGUUGGUAACCUUGCUGCGCGUCCUGGAGCUCCUCUGGUGGAAUGUCAGCGAGGUCUCGCCGCUGUCUGAUGCCGCCCCGAGGGUCUCUCCGCGGGUGAUCCAGGUGGUCCACCACCCUCCUCCUCCGGUCUCGUCUGACCAUCACGAUGAGCUGCGCUGUGGUUCCGGACGCGGGAGAGGAGUCCAGCAUCCGACUGGAGCCGCUCAAGAACACGCACUUGCCGGGCAAAGCGACACCGAGCCGCGGCUGUGGCAGAGCGGACCUGACGGACAAAGUGGCCGUGAACGGACUUCACGACAUCGAGGACCGGAUUUUGAGGAUCACCGGGUACUACGGCUACAACCCCGGGUACUCCAGCCACAGACGAGACGAUGAGAAUGAAGUGCAUGCCGAGACUCCAGGCAGCGACAGCAGCACAGAGAGCCGGUCCUACCACACCUGCACCAGCACAGCCCUGAAGGUUCUGGGCGGCCUGUUGAUGGUUCUGUGCGUCUCCUCCUCCUGGGUCGGCACCACUCAGGUGGUCAAGCUGACCUUCCAGUCCUUCUCCUGCCCGUUCUUCAUCUCCUGGUUCAGCAGCAACUGGAACAUCCUCUUCUUCCCGCUCUACUACGCCGGACACUUCAUGCUCACGCGGGAGAAACAGACGCCGAUCCAGAAGUUCAGGGAGUGCAGCCGGCUCUUCGGGGAGGACGGGAUGACGCUGAAGCUGUUUGUGAAAAGAACGGCGCCGUUCUCCAUCCUGUGGACGCUGACCAACUACCUGUACCUGCUGGCCUUGAAGAAGCUGACCGCCACCGACGUGUCGGCGCUCUACUGCUGCCACAAGGCCUUUGUCUUCCUGCUGUCCUGGAUCGUCCUCAAGGACCGCUUCAUGGGUGUCCGGAUCGUGGCGGCGAUCAUGGCCAUCACCGGCAUCGUCAUGAUGGCCUACGCCGACGGUUUCCACGGUGAUUCCUUUGUGGGCGUGGCCUUGGCUGUGGGGUCGGCCUCCACGUCUGCGCUGUACAAGGUAGGACCCGGGACGGACGCGGGCGAGCGUCCUAGGCUAACGCCGGCGUGCCGCGCAGGUUCUGUUCAAGAUGUUCCUAGGCAGCGCCAGCCUGGGGGAGGUGGCCCACUUCCUGUCCACCAUGGGCUUCUUCAACCUCAUCUUCAUCUCACUGGUGCCACUCAUCCUCUACUUCACCAAGAUGGAACACUGGGGGUCGCUGUCCUCGCUGCCGUGGGGCUACCUGUGCGGACUGGCAGGACUCUGGCUGGUGUUCAACGUCCUGGUGCACGUGGGGGUCGUGCUCACGUACCCCAUCCUCAUCUCCAUCGGAACGCUGCUCAGCGUGCCGGGGAACGCUGCCGUGGACGUGCUGAAGCACGAGGUCAUCUUCAGCGUGGUGCGUCUGGCCGCCACCUGCGUCAUCUGCCUGGGUUUCCUCCUGCUGCUGCUGCCCGAGGAGUGGGACGCCGUCACGCUGCGCUUCCUGGCCGCCAUCGCCGACAAGAAGUCGGAGGACCACGGCGAGGAGCUGACGGACUCCAGCGCCCACACCAGGGCCCGCAGCCGAGCCAACGGCGCCGUCUCCAUCCCGCUGGCGUGACGGCCCAGGCGGGACGGAUCCUCCGAACGCUGACCUUGACCACGGGACCUCCGUCACUCCGGAGACGAGAAAGGAAAGUGAUAUUUACUUUCUUCUGCACGCACUCCGGACAGGAAGUGACGCUGGCUGUGACUCGACCUUUGACCUGACUGUAUUCUGUGAAUAUAAAUGCCGACGGGCCGCGAGUGUAUUCAAGAUAUUUAUGUCGACACAACAGAGGUAUUGAUGCAACUGUAUUGUAGAUGAGACGGACCUGUGAGAGCUUUUUCAA